UGGCAUUUAUUUGAUUACAUAAAGAUCUCAACUUAGUAAAACUUGGCAUUAAAAUUACAUAUUUACGGACGUUUUAUUCCGGUAUGUACGCAAAAAAGUAACAAAUAUUGUGUUAAUUAGGUACUUAUGAUUAGGUCGAAGUCUCCAAUCUGUGAAGACAUCAUGUAUAGUGAUCACCUAGGUAUGUACCUAAGGUUACACGAGUAGAUAUGGUUGCCAUAAUAAGAGUUAUCAUUCGUGUGUGGCACGGGUCACUUGGUGGUUGGUGGUACUCUACGUUUGCAGAAGGUUUACAAAAUGAAGAUUUUCUUUAUCCUUGUGCCGCUUUUUGCAGUGGCGUUCGGUGAUUUGGCGAAGUUUACAAAAUGUCCAAGAACUUCAGAUGACAUUUGUGAGGUAACAGAGGUCCGGAUAAAUCCGUGCAAAGAAGGCAGGUACUGCAGACUUGUGAAGGGUGAAGAAACGAGCAUCGAGUUUGAUUUCAUUCCGAAGUUCAAUGCUACCAACCUAACGACGGGUCUGUACUGGGCAUCAGUGAGGCGCGACGUGCCGUUCCGGGACUUCCCCGAGAGUGACGCGUGCGCCUACACCGGCUGCCCCACCAGCGCUGGCACCAAGCAACAGUUCACCUAUAGCACGAGGAUCAGCGAGAACCUACCUACCGGUAGAUGGACUUUCAAAUGGCAGUUGUGGAGCGCGGACGAUAAAACCAAAAUGUGCUGCUUCAAGACAGAGGUUUCGCUCGCAGUGUAGGUGCUAUGUAAUGAAAUAAACGAUAUUUUGAAAAA
Messenger RNA from Bicyclus anynana (squinting bush brown), 788 nucleotides. Its product is annotated as MD-2-related lipid-recognition protein-like. Gene Ontology annotation, biological process: sterol transport. The transcript is spliced from 4 exons. Bases 298 to 753 code for a protein of 151 amino acids. The record is from RefSeq and is a predicted model, not a curated record. Gene Ontology annotation, molecular function: sterol binding. Lineage: Eukaryota; Metazoa; Arthropoda; Insecta; Lepidoptera; Nymphalidae.